Pseudopipra pipra is the source of this 6101-nucleotide messenger RNA. It is a transcript of the gene CMTR1, whose product is annotated as cap methyltransferase 1. The record is from RefSeq and is a predicted model, not a curated record. Gene Ontology annotation, biological process: 7-methylguanosine mRNA capping. Lineage: Eukaryota; Metazoa; Chordata; Aves; Passeriformes; Pipridae. Bases 1246 to 3741 code for a protein of 831 amino acids. Gene Ontology annotation, cellular component: nucleus; cytoplasm. The transcript has 24 exons. Gene Ontology annotation, molecular function: methyltransferase cap1 activity; nucleic acid binding.
CAGUCUGGAGAAAAGGAGGCUCGGGGGGACUUUAUUGCUGUCUACGACUACCUGAGAGAAGGUUGUAGCCAGGGGGGGUCGGCCUCUUCUCCCGGCCAACAGGCGACAGGAGGAGAGGACAUGGCCUCAGGGUGCACCAGCGGAGGUUUAGGUUGGACAUCAGGAGGAGUCCCUUACCAGAAAGGAUGAUGUGACAUUGGAAUGGGCUGCCCAGGGAAGUGCUGGAGUCGCAUUCCCUGGAGGUGUUUAAGGAAAGACUGGAUGUGGCACCUGUUGCUGUGGUUUAGUUCACACGGUGCUGUUCGGCCAUAGGUUGGACUCGAUGAUCUCAGAGGUCUUUUCCAACCUAAUUGAUUCUGUGGUUCUGUGCGAGGCCGGCUGGGAGCGCCCCGCGGGCACAUCGGUGGUGCAGCGGAGGGCCUCCCGACGGACGAGCGGGGUGUCCCUGACUUUGCCCUUAAUUUUUCUUGGUUUGAAAUCUGUCAGGAAGGCAGAUGCGGUGAGCGACCCUUAGUGGGGUUCUCUAGAGGGAGCUGUCGGGGAUAAACUAAGAGCAUGUUAGCCUAAUAAGAGACUAUCUCAGGAAAAAUAGAAAAUGGCCAGUUUGUUAGAAGCAGGGGAAAAAGCAAAACCCUAAAUUGAGGCAAGAGCAGAUAAAGGUGACUUAUCUGUAACAGAAUUUCUUGUAGAGUGGAAAAGAUUUUCUAGCCAUAGUGCAGUGAGGUUAUGGGAUCGUUUUGCAGUCAGGAUUGUGGGGAUGAAUAAAGCUUUUGGCCUUAAACUGCCCUGUAUGUGCUUGCGGAAAUAGGAUAACAGAGGGUUUGAAUUGGUGACCUGGGGCACCGUUUCUAGCCCAGCGUUCCUAUGUAGAAUAAUAAACACCAAUAGGGGUUUAAUUGUUUGUUGGUUUUUUUUUUUUUUGUUCAAUAACAGAGAGGUUUUAGCUAAUGUGCUAAGUGUUUCUGCCUUUUAAUUUUCACCUGCUUACCUGCUUCUUGGUUCUUGUACUCUGCAGGCCUUCCCAACUGGCUUCUAUUAACUCCUUCUUAAGUGUUCGUCUUUUCUCUGGGUUUAUGUGAAAUUUAUCAGUCACACUUAGAAGCUUCUUAUCUCGCCAGUGAUUUCCGGUGAAAAACACACCCCCACCCCCAACUGGAGCACACGUGUUUAAUAAUGUUCUGUUACAAAAGUCAUGUAGGAAAGCUCCUUUAUUAAUUAACAUUUCCAGAGCAUUUCAGCAAAAAAAUGAAGAGAAGGACAGAACCCGAGUUUAGCAGCCCACAAAAUAAGCAGAAGAAGAGGCUGGAAGAUUUGGGAUUAACCCUCAGUUCUACUUCAGAUGAUGAAAAUCAAUUUAGUAAUCAUACUACUCAAGAGUCUUCCAGUAGCAGCAGUGGAUCUGACAGCGAGAGCGAUGAAAAAAGACCAGUCUUCAGCAAUGAGUUCAAACAAGACUCUCUUGUGGAGGGUACUUCAUCUCGCUACUCGAUGUAUAACAGUGUCUCCCAAAAGCUCAUGGCCAAGAUGGGCUUCCGGGAAGGAGAAGGUCUGGGAAAAUAUGGCCAAGGCAGGAAGGAUAUUGUUGAGGCCUCCAAUCAGAAGGGAAGGAGAGGCUUUGGGCUGACCCUCAAAGGAUUUGAUGGGGAGCUCAAUAUUGAUUGGCAGGAUGAGCCAGAGCCUAGUGCUUACGAGAAGGUGGACUGGUGUCCCGAGUGUACCACGGAGAUCCCAGAUGCCCGGGAGCUGAAGGAGUGGAUGACUGUGGGGAAGAGGAAGAUGGUGAUUGAAGAUGAAACAGAGUUCUGUAAUGAAGAGCUUUUACGUAGUGUUCUGCAGUGCAAGAGUGUAUUUGAUGAGCUGGAUGGAGAAGAAAUGCGUCGAGCUCGAACAAGGUCUAACCCCUAUGAGAUGAUCCGUGGAGCUUUCUUUCUGAACAGGGCUGCAAUGAAGAUGGCAAAUAUGGACCAUGUCUUUGACUACAUGUUUACAAACCCUAAGGACUACAAUGGGGUGCCUUUGAUAAAGGAGUAUGAUGCAGAGCUGCUCUACUUUGCUGAUGUGUGUGCUGGUCCUGGAGGCUUCUCUGAAUAUGUCUUAUGGAGGCGGAAGUGGCAUGCAAAAGGAUUUGGCAUGACCUUGAAAGGACCUAAUGAUUUUAAACUGGAGGAUUUUUAUUCUGCUUCCAGUGAGCUCUUUGAACCUUAUUAUGGAGAGGGAGGGAUUGAUGGAGAUGGAGACAUCACUCGAUCAGAGAACAUUACUGCUUUCCAGAAUUUUGUUUUGGACAACACUGAUCACAAGGGAGUGCAUUUCUUAAUGGCUGAUGGGGGUUUCUCGGUGGAGGGUCAGGAGAAUCUGCAAGAAAUCCUAAGCAAACAGCUCAUGCUUUGCCAGUUCCUUACAGCACUGUCCAUUGUCCGGACAGGAGGACAUUUUGUCUGCAAAACCUUUGACCUGUUUACUCCAUUCAGUGUGGGACUUGUUUAUCUGCUGUAUUGUUGCUUUGAGAAAGUGUGCAUCUUUAAACCUGUGACAAGCCGCCCUGCUAACUCGGAGAGGUAUGUGAUUUGCAAAGGAUUGAAGUCAGGGAUUGAUGACGUGCGGGACUACCUCUUCACAGUGAACAUCAGGCUCAACCAGCUGCGCAACUCUGACGUGGAUGUGAAUCUUAUUGUCCCACUGAAAGUGAUCAAAGACAACCAGGAUUUCUACAAUUACAUCGUCCAGUCCAAUGAAAACCACUGCAAAGUUCAGAUAAAGGCACUAGCCAAAAUUCGUGCUUUUGUUCAAGACACGACACUGAUUGAGCCACGGCAGGCUGAAAUACGGAAGGAGUGUCUCCAGCUAUGGGGGAUUCCUGAUAAGGCUCGUGUUGCUCCUUCAUCUUCAGAUCCCAAGUCCAAGUUCUUUGAGCUGAUCCAGGGCACAGACAUUGAUACCUUCAGUUACAAACCCACUCCUCUGAAUUCCAGCACACUGGAGAAAAUUCGCCAAGUGUUAGAUUACCGGUGUAUGGUAUCUGGAAGCGAGCAGAAGUUCCUCUUGGGCUUAGGGAAAUCACAGAUCUACACCUGGGGUGGUCGCCAGUCAGAUCGCUGGACAAAGCUGGAUUUGAAAACUGAGCUGCCACGAGAUACUCUUCUGUCUGUGGAGAUUGUUCAUGAGCUGAAAGGAGAGGGGAAAGCCCAGCGAAAAAUCAGUGCCAUCCACAUCCUUGAUGUCUUGGUGCUGAACGGCAAUGAUGUUCGAACACAGCAUUUCAACCAGAGGAUUCGGCUGGCGGAGAAGUUUGUUAAAGCUGUUUCUAAACCAAGUCGACCAGAUAUGAACCCCAUCCGGGUGAAGGAAGUGUACAGAUUGGAGGAAAUGGAGAAGAUUUUUGUGAGGUUAGAGAUGAAAGUCAUCAAGAGUUCAGGGGGAAUGCCCCGGCUGUCCUACACUGGCCGAGAUGACCGGCACUUUGUGCCCACAGGACUCUACAUCGUACGGACUAUGAAUGAUCCCUGGACAAUGGCAUAUAGCAAAAACUUCAAGAGGAAAUUCUUUUUCAACAAAAUGACCAAUGUAGCAACAUACAGCCUCCCUUCUGAAGCCAUUGCACCCUUUCACAUCUGCCAUUACAGCCGCCUCUUCUGGGAGUGGGGGGAAGGUGUCAAAGUGCACGACUCUCAGAAAAGACAAGAUCCAGAGAAGCUGUCAAAAGAGACUGUCCUGUCUUUCAUCCAAGCGCACUACCCCUAACCCUGCUCCCUUGAGGGUGCAGGGGGAGUCUGAGCCCAGCUUGGAUUCUUCAGGGACUGAUGAGACUGGGGAGGCUCCACAACUUCUAUCCUGGUCUUCUCCAGAGCUGAUUUCCUGGAGGUGAUCGAACAAGGGUGUGGUAUGCAGAAGGCACAGGAUGAGGCCCUACCUUGGCAGUGUAUAUAGAGUACAGCCCAGGUAGCACCUGCUGCUGGAGUACCCACGGUGACUCCUGGAGCCAAGGCCUAAUGCCCUUUUGUCCUGCCCUACUGCAUGCAUGAGGCCAAGGGGCUGGCAGCUUUCUUUGCUCCUGCUCAAACAUUCAGCAAGGUUUGUGGAGCUCUGCGUGUGCCAGAACUUUCCAAGCUUGUGCUUCUCUGGCAGUAUGGGAAGGAGCAGAGAUGUUUUGAUGGCAGAGCUUGGCAACUGCACGUUGAAGCAGCCCUGCAUUGUUCCUGGCAGCUAUGUCUCCUUGGCCUUGUCAAAGGCCUACACUACCCACUGGAGGGUGUUAACUCCUUGGGGAAUGCUAGCUGCGGGACACAAGUUAUGUAUCCUUGUUGUCUCCAACACUUCUGUUUAUCAAGGCACUCAGUUGGCCUGGCAAUUCUUACAUGAUGGUAUCCUGUUGGACAAAUGCCAGUGCAGAUGAUGAGUAGAGCUCCUGGCACAGAUCUGAAGUGCUCAGUGCCAGGGCUUUCUCAGACCUCUAGAACCUGCUGUGACAAGGAUUUCCCCUCUCUAGGUUAGUGACUGAUCCCAAAUCAGCAGCCUAGGGUUAAUUUGUGAACAUGUACCAUGGUUGGCGUAUGUGCCUCAUGGUACUUCUGAGACCAAGGUGCUUUGGUUCUGGGUACUCAACACCAUUACCCAAAUCUUCAGGGAGAAAAGCUGAUGUGGGAGGGAAGACACUGGAAGGCUGGGAUGCUGGAGUCUUUGGAAGAAAUUAUGGGGAUGCCUGACUUAAUUAAAAAGACCCAGGGCUUCAGUGAAAAGGGAUCUUGACUUUGACCAUGUUGGUUAAUUGGAAGAAAUCCUGUCCCCUGACUGUACCCCCUGGCAAGGUAACCAGACUUUCCUUUUUAAAUGUCAAAGUGGCUUUGAAACCCUUUGUAUCUCAUUUGGCUGUGGAACUGCAUCUGGGGUGAAGGCAUAGAGCUGUGAAACUCUCAGCAUGGUAUUUGUGUCCAGACUUCUCCAUGCACUUCUGCGCCAGGCUCAAAGUUGGCUUCUGUUGCAUGUUUUACCUUCACUUCUGGCUUCCAUGGCACUUCGCCAGGUCUUCCACGUAAAUCAGAAGAUAACACAUAAUUGAAUGCUUUUGACCAAGCAGCAAAAUUGCCCUUUUUGUUUGGUGUUUUGUUUUGUUUCUUUUUUUUUGUUUUGUUUGUUCUUGUUUUUAAACAGAGAUUGGCAGUAGGGAGAAAACUGAUUUAGGUCUGAAGUGUGCCUUAAGGAAAGCUAUAGUUCUAGAAUCUAUAGCAGUUUUAUUAGAUAGGUUUUUUUCUCCACAAGCAUACAUAUGAUUUGAACAAGCUUGUGUAGCAAAACAGAAAUUUUCACUUAGAUACAGGUCUAUCAAAGCAGUUGAAGGACUGUGGGCUGUUAAUGCUUCUUCUUGCUGACCUGGAGACCCCCUCUGCUCUCAAACAUCAGUAAAACAUGUAUCAAGCAAGUGGUGGCCCUUCCUCCAGAAGAACAAAAGUGUUUCACUGGUACCUUUUGUCUUGGCACAAGCACUUCCACAAGGAAAAAGGAGGAAUCUCUCCCACUGGGCAGUGAAGCACCUCCAACUGUGUGGUGUCCGGGCCUGUGUACAGUUGGCUUUUUAAAGCAACCAGUAAUUGAGUUCUGGCACUUGUGCAGACUGCCUUGAGGCUGUUCCAGUGCCAGCACAGCAUGCUGCUCCCUCUGCCAGGCUCCUUCCCUGAGUGUUGUACCCUCCACUCAGGGCUUUGACUUCUGUGGGCUGGCAGACAGAGGGGUGACUAAGAGGGACACUAGGGUGAGUGUAGGCCUCUGAGGGUACAAGAAUGCCUGGUCAGCCUGCAGGCUGGCUUUUAUGAACAGAUACUUUUUUUACUCAGUUGUCUCCAGCUCCUCAUUUAAAUUUGCUUUUAAUUUUAUUUUUGAUGCACUGAACCUUGAUUCCAAAUCUCCCUUCAAGAAGGCAAGCUUGAGCCACCGUGCUACUUGCUUCCCUGCUGAGGGAUUAUGUUGGGAAGGGGUGGGUGAGUAAGGUCUUGCUGAAGGGAAUGUUAUGUAUGUUAAUUGCACAAUGUAUUAUUAGGCUUUGUAUCAUUUUGUGUUGAUUUCUCUGCUUUCAUUGUUUCUAUUACCAAUACAGCCCCUUUAGUUCA